AUGGAUUCGGGGGAUGGAAUGGUACUGGAAAUGUUUAAAAUAAUAGCCAGCAACGUCAAUGUGAAACUAAACUUUAUGUUACUCAACUUCAAUGAUAAUUUUGGCAAAUUGUACGAGAAUGGGAGUUAUGAUGGUUUAGUAACGAACGUGAUGACUGGAAAAGUCGAUUUACAAGCGGCUAUAUAUCCCCCUUUUGGAUAUGAAUUUCAAUACGUAGACAUUUGUGGUUGGGUAAUGGAAGAUACUGAUGGUAAUAUAAUAGCAAUGAAUUUAAAACCGAGAAGUUUAUUCGUAUUAACUACAUCUGUGUUCAUCAUAUUUUUGUUAAUUAUGGCGACAGUAGCGUUCGUGUUUUACAUCAUCCAAAAAUUGUAUCCAGGAAGCUACAACACCUCAUCUUUGAUACUCACAUUAAGGAUAUUCCUGGAAGGUUCCUCUCCUGUGAAACUUCCAUCACUCUCAUUUCGAUUAAUAUUUAUAUUUUAUCUAUUUUACUCACUGAUUAUUUCCACCGUUAUCAAAAGCAAAUUGUUCGAUUCGCUCAAUUCCGACAAAUCCACCGAAAUGAUACGAACACAAGAAGAUGUCAUGGAGCACCACAUUAAAAUGUGUAUCAAUCAAAAUAUGCUGGAUUACGCAUUUAGGAGUGGUAGUACUUUCGACGAGUACCUAAGGUCGCACACGGUCGUAAGGAACUCUACAUUCGAAUGCCACGAAUUGGCGGCCUCUGAUAAAACAGUCAUCAGCGAAAACUUGUCCAGAACCAUGAAAUUUCUGAUCCCGAUUUUUUUCACCGACGAUGAGGGGAAAUCGCUGGUGAAUUUUCUUUCGUUCAACAGCGGCGUUAAAUAUUACAACACGUAUUUCAAAAAAGGACACCCUUUAACGGACGUUUUUAAUAUGAAACUUCACCAAUUGAGAGCUUCGGGAAUCGUCGAGCAAUUUUACAAGCUGAGCGAUAUCGAAAAUGAUAAAGCGACCGCUUUAGCACAAACAAAUAUGCUAUUUCUAUUUAACGAUAAUUACGGCAAGAUGUACGAGAAUGGAAGCUUUGAUGGUUUACUAACAAGCGUGAUGACUGGAAAAGUCGAUUUACUAGCGGCCAUAUAUCCCACUUUUGGGCACGAAUUUCAAUUCGCAGACCCUUGUGGUUGGAUCGUAGAAGAUAGCUUGAUUAUCAAAAGCAAAUUGUUCGAUUCGCUCAAUUCCGACAAAUCUACCGAAAUGAUACGAACACAAGAAGAUGUCAUGGAGCACCACAUUCAAUCGUGCCACUCCAUAAAAGCCAUGGAAUACGAGGCUUUGACUAAUAGCACUUACGACAAAUAUGUGAGAGCGAAUUUGAUUAUUAUGAACACCACUUUAAAAUGCCACGAAUUGUCGGCCUCUAACAAAUCUGUAAUCAGCGAAAACUUGUCCAGACCUCUGAAAUAUGUGAUCCCUAUUUUAUACAUCGACGACGAAGGGAAGUCACUGGUGAACUAUUUCUCGUUCAAAACCGAGAUGAGAUAUUUCUAUUCGUAUUUUAAAAAGGGCCACCCUUUGACAGACGUUUUUAACAGGAAAGUUCAUCAGUUGAGAGCUUCUGGAAUCGUCGAGCAAUUUUACAAGCUGAGCGAUAUCGAAAAUGAUAAAGCGACUGCUUUAGCACAAACAAAUACGCCAUUUCUAGUUAAAGCUCUCACUUUUGAAAAGUUGAAGAAUGUCUUCAUUUAUUAUUUAGUGGGUAUUGCUAUAAGUAUCAUCAUAUUUGCAUUAGAAAUUAUCAAAGCAAAUUAUAGAUCACAGGCACUUCAAUAA
Phyllotreta striolata is the source of this 1800-nucleotide messenger RNA. The record is from the annotation of a GenBank genome assembly. NCBI's taxonomy places the organism in Eukaryota, Metazoa, Arthropoda, Insecta, Coleoptera, Chrysomelidae.